AUGAACUGGGGGAUCUUUGAGGGGCUCCUGAGCGGGGUCAACAAGUACUCCACUGCCUUUGGGCGAAUCUGGCUGUCUCUGGUCUUCAUCUUCCGCGUGCUGGUGUACCUGGUGACGGCUGAGCGAGUGUGGAGUGACGAUCACAAGGAUUUUGACUGCAACACCAAGCAGCCGGGCUGCUCCAACGUCUGCUUUGACGAGUUCUUCCCUGUGUCCCACGUGCGCCUCUGGGCCCUGCAGCUCAUCCUGGUCACCUGCCCCUCGCUGCUUGUGGUCAUGCACGUCGCCUACCGGGAGGCUCGGGAGAAGAAGCACCGAGAGGCAGUGGGGGAGGAUGGCGGGCGCCUCUACCUGAACCCCGGCAAGAAGCGGGGUGGGCUCUGGUGGACCUACGUCUGCAGCCUGGUGUUCAAAGCCGGCGUGGAUACCGCCUUCCUCUACGUGUUCCACUCGUUCUACCCCAAAUACACCCUCCCUCAUGUGGUCAAGUGCCACGCAGCUCCGUGUCCCAACACGGUGGAUUGCUUCAUCUCCAAGCCCUCAGAGAAGAACAUCUUCACUCUCUUCAUGGUGGUCACGGCCGCCAUUUGCAUCCUGCUCAACCUCGUGGAGCUGGCCUACCUGGUGAGCAAGAGGUGCCGUGAGGGCCUGGCAGCGAGGAGAGCCAGGGCCACGGGCGGAGGCCAUCGCCCAGACUGUCCCACCUCUUCCUACAAGGAAGACGACCUCCUCUCAGGCGACCUCAUCUUUCUGGGCUCGGACUCUCACCCUCCUCUCUUACCAGACCACCCUCGAGACCAUGUGAAGAAGACCAUGCUGUGA
Molecule: messenger RNA, 822 nt
Organism: Puma concolor (puma)
Lineage: Eukaryota; Metazoa; Chordata; Mammalia; Carnivora; Felidae
Gene: GJB5
Product: gap junction protein beta 5
Biological process (GO): cell-cell signaling
Cellular component (GO): connexin complex
Molecular function (GO): gap junction channel activity
Source: RefSeq, a predicted model, not a curated record